This is a messenger RNA of Plutella xylostella (diamondback moth), 852 nucleotides long. RefSeq lists its product as uncharacterized. Gene Ontology annotation, cellular component: nucleus. Gene Ontology annotation, molecular function: chromatin binding. Lineage: Eukaryota; Metazoa; Arthropoda; Insecta; Lepidoptera; Plutellidae. The record is from RefSeq and is a predicted model, not a curated record. Gene Ontology annotation, biological process: regulation of cell cycle; translesion synthesis.
AAAAAAUUGCAAAGUUUAUUUGCUCAGUGAUUUGUUUCGCGAAUUCGCGCCUUUUCUACAAACACGAUUAUUUUGAUAAAUACAACAAGUUACUAGUGCCUCUUUAGCAUUUUAUGUUCAAAGUUACUAUUACGAUCUAAUAUUAGCCAUACAGCAUCUAUUUAGUGAGUAAAUAUGGCGAGAACUAAAGCCUCAGUCGGCGCUAAAGUAUCUUCGGGCAAAAGCAGCAAGGCUCGCUGCAGCGCCGCGCCCGCCGCCAGCGCCGGCUCCAGCGGAGGUGGCAGCAGCAAGGGGGGCGGUCUGUCGAGCGGCGGCGGCAACCCGGUGUGUCCGCGCGAGACCCCCAAGUGGCAGAGACCCAUCACCAACUUCUUCAUCAACAAGGAGGCGCCGGCCGAAGUGGACGUGGAGAACGGUGGGGAUGAUGGCUCCCCAGAAAAACGAGAAACUAGAAAACCCAAACGUAACAUCAUACAGUCGGACGACGAAGAGGAAGCCUCCAGCCCGCCUAAGAACCGAGAACUAGACGAAUCUAUCAACCUGGAACCUUUAGACGGGGAAAACAGUCACAAGAUCGAAGAGUAUUACCCCAAAAACGGGCCCAAAGGGAAAGGGAUAGGUAAAAAAACUGCCAACAAAGAAAAUUUAAGUGAAAACAACAGAAGGCUAUCGGCUAAGAGAGAUCUGGAAGAUAUCGCUUUUGGUGAAGAGCCAGAACAGGCCAGUAAAAGGAUCAAGGUUAAUUGAUAGUGCACAGGUGUGAAUUUUGUAGAUCUGUUAUGAUUUUUAGGUUUAUAAGGUUUGUUAGUACUUACAUUCUUCUGACAUUGUGUUCAAGCAUAUUUAUGACUA